AUGGCGGCGAGGUCGACACCUGGCGCUGACAGCUAUGUCGCGGCCGUGGUGGAGUACGAAGUGAAUGACAAUGUCACGUACAACGUUCAAAACUAUGUGAGGCUAAUAGAAGAGGCUGCGAAUCAAAAAGCAGAUAUAAUCGUGUUCCCUGAGAUGACCAUAAUGCGUAAUCAGUGCACAGUAUUGAUUCCUUUUCACGGCGUCGUCAAACAGUUCCCUGUGCCUGCAACUCGCCCCGAUUUGUACGAUGAGAUCCUAGUGAGUAUAUCAAAGGCAGCCCUCGAUCACCAAAUCUACGUGGUGGUAAAUGUCCAAGAGCUGAUGGACUGCAAUGACGCGCCCGAAGAAUAUUGCCCGGAGCGCAAACAAUACGUGUUCAACACGAAUGUCAUUUUUGACAGGACUGGUGCCGUAAUAGACAGAUACCGCAAAAUUAACUUGUUCGGCGAGUUUACGCGCACGCCGGCUUUGAAGCCCGACCUGGGGGUGUUCAGCACCGAUUUCGGCGUCACCUUCGGCCACUUCAUCUGCUUCGACCUCAUGUUCCAGGUGCCUGCUUUACAAGUAGUGGAGAAGCACAACCUCACAGACAUCGCGUAUUCCACUAUGUGGUUAUCUGAGAUGCCAUAUCUUACUGGGUCUGGCAUUUAUUCCGGGAAAGCUGGUAGUCUAAUCAGCGUGAUGCCAGGCGUGCCCACCACGCGUCUGUUAGUGUCUAAAGUUCCAAAAGCACCUGGAAAGGUGAACGAACCCUAUCCAGGUCCGAUCAGAGAUGAUCCAAAAUCCCUGGAUAACUUGGUGCUGAUCAGCGAUCCCUCGCUACCUUCCCACGUCAGUCGCCCUCUUGUGCAGGGCUCCCAGGAAUUCGUACUCACGAACAACGAAGUCUCUUGCAAGUUCAGAGUCAAGCUGCGAUCUAGAACUGGGGAACAGUAUUACAGGUACAGGGCGGGGGCAUUCGAUGGGGAGCGAAAUUCCAGACGCAAGACCAUUGGCAGCAUCAGGCUCUGCUCCGUGUUCGCCUGUACAGGAGACACCGUCGACACAUGCGGCAGAAGAUUUCUCGAAUACGAAGCUAACGCGACCGUUGUGUUCGAACAGAUAAGUAUUGAAGCAGUGGUGCCAACAUCUAAGAUUUAUGCGACCCUAGACGCCUCUGACUCCAUAUUCUACCCGCUGUCGUUGGAUGUGUCUAUCAUGCCGUUGAAAUCGCAUCAAUAUACGUUCGAGGGCGUCCCAAACGGAGGCACGACGACGUACUCUUUGACACUGAACGGCGAAGUCGAGAACCUAUACUCCUUUCGCAGUGAGGGG
Messenger RNA from Iphiclides podalirius (scarce swallowtail), 1314 nucleotides. NCBI's taxonomy places the organism in Eukaryota, Metazoa, Arthropoda, Insecta, Lepidoptera, Papilionidae. The record is from the annotation of a GenBank genome assembly.